Molecule: messenger RNA, 4184 nt
Organism: Porites lobata
Lineage: Eukaryota; Metazoa; Cnidaria; Anthozoa; Scleractinia; Poritidae
Source: the annotation of a GenBank genome assembly
AUGCAACAAGAAACCGAAAGUUGUGUUUUGGACGAAGAUCCAUUGGCGGUAAGCAAUGAAAAAAGCGAAAACAAAUCGUCGCACGUGAGAGCUAUCCACCCAAGCAAGGAUCUAAAUAGAUAUAUAGUGGACAAGUUCCAUCAACCUACAGCCGAAUCAAAGGCCGCUCCUUUUGAAGCCAUCGAUCUUUCCAUCUAUAAACCUUCAGCUAGAUGCCUUGCUUUCUCGACAUCUGAAGAUCGCCUGUUAUUAUGGAUUGUAGCUUUCCAAUUUCGCUAUUAUGAAAUAACCGGAAAUGGAACCGAUUAUACUGUGAUAUGGGAAGAGCAAGACAACCCAAGCUCAACCUCGAAGUGCGAUAAAAUCUGUAUUCACCUUUCAAUGAAUACAUCCACUGGCGAAGAAAAAUUGGUAACCAUUACAGUUUUUGGUACAACUGGGAGGAUCCUUGUGCAAGGGAAAAAAUAUGAUGAAUGGAGCAAAUUCGAAUUUCCGGUGAUUCUGAAAAUAAUUGUCAACACUCUCAGCGAUAUUCAACCUCUCUCUUCACUCUCUUCAGUUGGAGAUGUUUCUGUCUUUGGAGCCUCGCUUCAAAACUUUUUUACGAAUUUCAUAACAUUUGUCAGAGAUGAUGACAUCCCAUCAUCAAAUAAUUUGGACGCCGAACUUCCCUCAACAACCAAACCGGAAGCUUUAUCGCCAACUGAAACACUAACAAUCUCGCCAACCCGUUUAAAGACAAUCUCAUCCAUGCGAGACACACUCGGGCAGCUAGAGGCAGAUUUUACAGAAUUUCAUAUGACCACUACCGGGGAUUUGGAACAGCUAAAAGACAAAACCGUUAAACAAGAUCACUUAAUUAAGCUACAAAAACAAUCAUCUGACGAUCUACUCAACGAUUUUUCCUCGCAGAUUACAUCACUCCAAAACAUAGUCUCUCAACAAUCAAGCAUCAUAAAAAAAUUGCAAGAUGAAAACCAGAUCCUCCACAAGAAACACGUAGAAAUUGACAAAGCAAAUCAGGCCCUGCAAGAAUCACAAAAUAAUCUGAUGACAGAAAUUCAUUUCCUUAAAGAACAAAUGACAGCGCUUUGGCAAAACUCGAAGGAACCUGACCCCCCCAGCCCUUCCUCACAAACCGAGUCUUCUUGCUCCGAAAACACCACUGACAGCGAACAAAAAAAUACGGACUGUGAGGCAUCCCGACUACCCAUCACAGCUCAAAAGCUUACAGUAAAUAUUCCCACGGAAAACAGGUUUUCGCUCCUCCAGAAUUGUGACACAUCUGACAGCUUAUCCAACACACAGCAAGAAAUUGUCCCGGAGACAAACACAGAAAAUAUGACUCCACCUACUCCACAAGACAUUGCGCCACCUCCAAUCCAAGCAUCAGUAAACAAUAACGCCGUUUUUCUGUGCGAUUCGAAUGGAAAAUUUAUCGACAAAAGAAAGCUUUUUCAGCCAACACAAGAUUUCACAUUCUUCAGAUGUCCCAAAAUUGAACACGCAAGGGCUAUUUUACAAGAUGAAAUUGAUAAAGAAUCGGCUGGACAUCCUCAAUUAAUCAUAAUCCACACCGGAACAAAUGAUCUUACUACAACCACGCCAAUAGACGACUUCAUCUCUGAUAUAUCUGUAUUAAUCACUCAAGCAUCUAGAAAGUUCCCAAAGAGCAAAAUCGUCUGUUCAACUCUCUUGCCGCGAACUGACAUUCCCCUGCAUACUUUAUCCAAAACAAGAAGACGCCCGAAGGCGUUUACGCGGGAUGUGUGGGUUUAAGAAAGAAUUACGGGUAUGUUGGAUGGCAAUGGAAAGUUGUGUAGUGUAUGCAACAAAUGUGUGCAGGAGAGACGGAGAUGUCCUGUUAAGGACUAAUACACUAGAAGAUGAGUUACACACAAGGGUUUCUUUGCUACUCAAAAAAAAACUUACAUCAAUAUUACCACCAUAUAUGUUAGGAGUAUGGGGUAGUUCACUAAAAUUUGCAUUCCUUUACUAAUGUCCUCAAAAAAUGCACUUCCACAUUUAACAAUAGCAUGUAAUGUAUCAUACUUUCAAUAACUAUAGGGCUGCAAGGAAGUGCUCUAGGAAAAAUUUCAGGGAGCCCUUUGGGCUCCCCAAGCAUUUUUAGUUGGGGUGCCCGGGCCUCCAAGUUGGUCGCCCAAAUUAAUAAAUCAAUGAGCUGUUAGUUAAUUAUUAAAAAUUAAACAAAUUAUUUUGUUAACAAGUCAAGCAGAAGUUUGUGAAUAUUUUUGUCAUGAAAAAAUCACAUCCCUUUGACCUCCUGAGCGUGUGAAAAAAAAAAACCGGCACGUUGUCAUAUGAAAGUAAGUUUUCGCGCCACAUGAGAAACAUGGACAACGCCGCCGAACAUUUCAUGUUUUUUAAAUGGCAAAGUAAAUUUGGGGUCAAAAAUAAGGGCAUUAUUCUUUUUACUAAUCAUUUUGAUUUAGGUUAGUAACUCUUUUGAAAAUGCAACCCCAUUAAUAGGCAAUCUAGUCGUGAAAAUGCGACCUCAUCCAGCGGCACAUCCCCAUUAGCCUCUUUAUAAGGAAGUGCCCCCCCCGGGCCGCGCUAAAACCAUUAUCUCUUUUGAAUAGAUUAUCUUGUUGUAAAGUCGUCGUUUAAGCGCAAAACGGAAGUAUUUUCUUUCUAUAUUACCGGUGAAAUGUUCAGGACAAAUGUAGAUUCGGUUAGCUUUUGCGUAUUUGUUUUUAGUACGUGAUACGUAAUGCCUUGUCACGACACGAAAGACAAUGCGGGAUUUAUACCCGAUUCUAGAACAAUCACAAUUACAAUAGUCGUCUCUUUUCUUUUUUAUGCAUCGUAUUUUACUGGAAUAACAAUCUUAGUUAUGUUUUAGCCUCGCAGACACAGUAGUAAAAAAAGGUAAAAAUAUUUAAAGAACAUAAAAGACCGACCCUUGUUUAUUCAGCGAUUUUUCAAAAUACAAAGCUAUUGUUUUGCGCGCCGACCGUACUUCACGCCUGUAAGAGCAAAAGUAACAAUUUGUUUUGAAAAUCUAACUAAUGAACAAUCCUAAUUUGAAGAAAAAAUUUCAAUGUUAUUAUGAAAAGCUGUUACUAUCGAAAACUGUGCAGCUUGUCACGUUCAUAGUCAAGGAUUAUGUUACAUGUGAAUUCACGUGAAACGACCUUUGAACAUCAACGCGUGCCCCGCUCCCGGAUUUAACAACAUUUUCCUAAAGCUUUUUGAUAUACAUGCUACUUAUUGCUACUUACAAGUCGACCUCAAGGGUUUCUUAGCGAGAGGAGCGUUCUUCUUAGGCCGCGAAGCCACCGAGAGAGCUACGAUUUCGCAAGUAAUAAAUUCUAGACAUUCUUAGCUUUUUGACGUUAACUCAACAGAGACAAGAAACCAACACAAGCAAGUCGCCCGGCUGGGCCACCUAGACAAUAUUUUCAGUCGCCCGAGGCCAAGUCUUGCGCCGUAUUAAGAGCACGGCCUUGAGUCUUCGUCCUCCUCUACACGGUGACCUUACUUUUCCCUCCUUUGCUGACGCAGUAUCUUUUUUCGGCUUGUGCAAUCCAGCCUGACUUGCACGUGCUUCGACGUUGCGGCCAAUAAAAAUCCACACAAUUUUUCGGGACGGGCACGGGAUACGGGAAAGUUAAAAAAACAAGCCAAUUUUUGACUCCCAAGACGACGAAAGGAAAGUGCUACCGAAUUUUAGACGCUGGCUGACUACGUCAUCCCGCGUAAUAAACACAAACCUUAUUGACAGCUGCUCAAAACUACCAAACGUCCAUCUAGUCAAUCAUGAAAAUAUCUUCUCCAAGGGAACUGAAGUGUUGCACGACAGAAAACAUCUUAAAAAAAGACACCUUGGUUUGUUCGCAGCAAACUUAAAAGCAGCCAUUCGUGGUAGAGGAAAACCACCUCGCGCCAACUCCAGCCAAUUGUACCGAUCCUCACUCUCUUCGCCGCACUCGUUUCACACUAGCCCUUCGGAAGGCUAUCCUCCCUCUAGCAAUGGUGUUCGGAACAUACACAGCCAAGUCCACCAAACUUCGCGGCAGCAACAACCUUUACCUUCCCGUUUCCCAUAUACAACUUCCUCGGGUGAUGCCUCUUAUAGUAAUGCUGUUAAAAACGGUCACAACACCUACAACAUUCCGCAAUCACCGCAACAGCAACAGAACUUUCCGCCGCAACACUACAAU